GCUGGGUUGACGUCGCGCCAACCCCAAUCUCCAACCAACAAUCGCAUUGUCGAGCCUCACUCAAACACACAACAAAGCUUCAUUGUGCUUCCUCUCCCAUUGGGCCUCUCAGCCACUGUCUCGCCUCCUUCAUUUCUUGUCUUGCUUGUCCUGCGCCUGCCAUGCCUCCCUUUCUUCUGAACAUACUUUCCAGCAAUUUCUGAACUUGUUUCUGACCCGGACAACAUCGUUUACACCAUCUGCUUUUACUCGUCACCGCCCAUCGGGAGAAGGAGAGAGAAAAUAAGGCAAAGAAAGAGAGAACGCCAUGGUCGGAGCAGGAGAGAAGGGCCUCGCCAGCUCGAGGUGGGCGCCCAUCAACACCGGCCACCCACCCUACUACUGGACGUCCAAUAAGUUCAGACACCCCGCCUCGUCCUCGUCCGCGACCGCGACCGCAACACACACGACCACAACGACGACAACAUCAACAUCAACCACACGCACCCACCAGCACCCACACCACCAGCGCCCGCCGCCAACGAGCACAGCACCAAUCACCACCCCCUCUCACACCUCCCCCACCACUACCACAACCAACGGCACGACAUACCCACGCAGCAACCACCCCUACGAGCCCGACGCCUCGUCCCUCACCCGCGUCCCCACCCCCUGGUCCGAGCUGAGCCGCUUCAUGAAGAUAGCCCGCCGCAUGCGCUGGAAGCUGCCCUUCCUGGGCCAGGCCUACCGCGCCGCCACCGACCGCGACCUCAACACCCCCGACGACCGCGCCGAGGCCGAGCUCAUGUUCAAGCUCGACUUCUUCGAGUACUACAUGCUCCUCGAGCGCGCCCUGGUCCACCUGAUGGGCGUGUUCGGCGUCAGGAUCACGGGGGCGUUCGGGGGGACAACAAGGCCGGGCAGCAGGACCCCCAACGGGAACGGCAGCGGCAACGGCAGCCGGGGCGGGACCCCACGGCCGCCCCACGCCCAGGGCGACCACCGCUUCCACGCAAACGUCCUCGAAGCCCUCGACGACCCGCGCAACCCCCUCCACCCGGUCCUCGGCGCCAGCAGCAGCAGCGGCGGCGACGAAGGCCUCGACGACCACCCCGAGGGCGACGCGCGGUACGCCCUCGCGCGCGCCAAGGAGCUCCGCAACAGGUGGAAGAACGCCGACGAGCCCGCCUCCUCUGGGCCCUCCGCCGUGGCCCGCCCGCUCGAGGACUAUGAUCUGGAGCGGAUCCUCGAGUCCAUCUUCGCCGGCCUCGAGGGCGCCUACGUCAUCGCGGAGCGGUACGUGGCCGGCGUGCGGGCGCUGGCUGCCGAGCGCGGGGUGCUUAUCCCCGGCGGUGUUGGUGUUGGUGGGCCGGGAGCCGCGACGCCACCGAUGGAGAAUGGGUAUGGUGCUGGUGCUGGUGGUGGAGGGGAGGAAGAGGCGCAGUGGGAGUUCAUGGUUGAUGCCAUGGACUGGGAGGCCGUGUGAGCUAGCUGCCUGCCCGGCCGGCCGACCACGGCUACAGCUCCCGGUUCAGCUAGGAGGCGAGCCGGGGCGGGGCGGGGCCGUGGAAGCACUCUGUAUCCUCAUUGGGUCGGUGGGUGGUGUUGUGCUUGUUUACCUCACUGUGGUCUUUUUUUUUUGUUUCCCUCUCAAAAAGCAGGCAUGAGUACUUGGGAAUGCAGCAACGGCAUGGCGUUCAAUGACCUGGGAAGAAGGGAGGGAGGGGAAUUUGGAAUUUGGCUGGCUGGCUCUUGAUUGGCGUCUGGCUAGACGGAUACCCUGCGGCUAGCCCCCCUACGACCAAGGCGCACAGCCUAGGUACUUAGCUAGCAUCUGUUUCUUCUUCACGCGUAGAUGGAUAGAAUCACCUAGAUACCCUACAAUGCAUCACCAGCCCGCGAGGCACGCGUACACUUACA
Molecule: messenger RNA, 1899 nt
Organism: Diaporthe batatas
Lineage: Eukaryota; Fungi; Ascomycota; Sordariomycetes; Diaporthales; Diaporthaceae
Exons: 1
Coding region: 308-1465 (385 amino acids)
Source: RefSeq, a predicted model, not a curated record